AUGAGUUCUAGAAAGAAGGGAAAUGUGGAAGGAGACCGACUAAGCCGCUUGCCGGAUGAUCUUAUACAUAAAAUCAUGUCUUUUGUUAGCAUCAAACAAGCUGUUGAAACCAGUGUUUUGUCACCCAGAUGGAGGUAUAUCUGGACUUCAAUGCCUUACCUCAGUUUCUCAAGUAAUGAUUUCCGUACAUUGCCCAAGUUCUCCAACUUUGUUAAACAUGUUUUGUCCAGCAGAAAUAAUCAAGUCGACGUGUUUUCUGUUGAUCUCACCUUUCGUGGAAAGGUCAGCCAGGCAUUUGUCAAAAGAAUUUUAGACUAUGCAUUCUCCCACAAUGUCCAACAACUGAAUUUUACUUGCAUACAUGAUAAAAAUAUUGAACUUCCACUUUCUCUUUUUAGUUCUCGGUCUCUUAAACAUCUCAGUUUGACCGGGUAUAGUAGUUAUAGUUACGAACACUGCAUCAUGACCCCACCUACUUGGGAGCUGCCAGCUUUAGCAACAUUGAAUCUCCAUUGUGUCACAUUGCAUGACAAGGGUGCUAGUCUUUUCUCCCACUGUGCAAACUUGAAGAAUCUCACCUUAAAGAGUUGCACUAUGAUGGGCUUGGAUACAUCUAAUUUCAAAAUAUGUCAUCCUGGACUAUCUAGUCUAACACUCGAAGAUGGUUAUGAUGGCAUCGAUGUGGUUACACCUCAACUCAAGAAUCUCAUUAUAAAAGGUUGGCAAGGGAUACAUCUGAUUUCUGCACCCAACCUUUCCUCCUUGCAUUAUAUAGAAGAUUCUUGUUCUCUAAAGAUUUCUGCAGACCUUCUCUAUUUGGAGAAGGUGGAUGUAUGUAUUUCCUACGUUUAUGAUAAGGCAGCUGCUCAUGAAGUUGUUUCUCUGCUUCAACAACUCUAUAGUGUCAAAUUUCUUUCACUUAACUUGGAACUUAUCAAGGUAUACUGGUAUUGGUCAUUAUUCCUCAAUGUUUAUCAUGCAUAUCUAACAAAGAUUUAUAAUACAAACAGUGAAAAUAUUCUUGUGAUUGAGAAAAACGAUAAAAAGAGGUAUAUUCGAGAGUGUUUACUGUCUUUCUUCAUAUGUGGAGCUAAUCUCACAUCAGCCUUCUCCAUUUACCGACUUAAAGAGUUUAAAGAUUUAUCCGACAUAUGUUCCUCUGGUGGGGCAAACACAACCAAAACUAACUUUGUCUCCUGA
Messenger RNA from Helianthus annuus (common sunflower), 1200 nucleotides. RefSeq names its product F-box/FBD/LRR-repeat protein At3g26920. The record is from RefSeq and is a predicted model, not a curated record. NCBI's taxonomy places the organism in Eukaryota, Viridiplantae, Streptophyta, Magnoliopsida, Asterales, Asteraceae. Gene Ontology annotation, molecular function: protein binding. The transcript is spliced from 2 exons. The coding region runs from base 1 to 1200 and encodes 399 amino acids.